AUGGCAACAAGAAGUGCUCCACCACCUCCAGCUCCAAAACCAGGAAGAGUCAAGGUUUAUCGUGCUCUUUAUGAUUUUCAAGCGAGAUUUGUAAGUAAUUCGAAUAAAUGAAUACAUAAAACUUUUAUUGUUUUUUUUUCAGGAUCAGGAAUUAUCAUUUUCGGAAGGUGAUUUGUUAUAUGUAAGUGAUCAAGCACCAAAUAAAGAUUGGCAUACAGCAAGUAUUGGAGGAAAGAAAGGAUUAGUUCCAGCUAAUUAUGGUAAAUUAAAUUCUGAAAAACGGAAAAUUUGAAUCUGAAUAUUUUAGUUGUAAGUGAAAAUGUUGAAGAACUUCCGAAUCCUUUACAUGAAGCAGCCCGACGUGGAAAUAUGGAAAUGUUGAAAGAAUGUAUUCGAGAACAAGUUUCAGUUAAUAGUUUGGAUAAAUCAGGAAGUACACCAAUAUAUUGGGCAGCUCAUGGUGGACACAUUGAAGCUGUUAAACAUUUAUUAACUGUUCCGAAUUGCUCAAUUGUAUCACAGGUUUGGAAUUCAAUUUUGAAAAAUAAUAAAAUAUUGGUAUUUUUCAGAAUAAACUUGGAGAUACACCUUUGCAUGCUGCAUCUUAUAAAGGACAUUCAGAGUGUGUCAAAAUGUUAUUAGAUGCAUCAGCUAGUCCAUUCAUUAAAAAUAAUGACAAUAAAUUGCCAAUUGAUGUAGCUAAGGUAAUUUUGAGAAAUCCGUUGCUAUUUUGUAGCUAAACGGAUAUUUUGGAGGUGCAAUUUUCAUCUUCCGUUUUUUCUCAAACGUGUUUUUUCAAUUCCAGGAUGCUGAUGUUGCUGCUCUUCUCGAUCAAGCAAUGAAAACUAACAGAAUAAAUGAAGCGGAAUAUGCUGAUUAUCAAUCAGACUCCGAUGCCGAUUGA
Molecule: messenger RNA, 904 nt
Organism: Caenorhabditis angaria
Lineage: Eukaryota; Metazoa; Nematoda; Chromadorea; Rhabditida; Rhabditidae
Source: the annotation of a GenBank genome assembly